CGGCUCCCCAUUCUCCCAGCCCCGGGUCGCCUCUUCUACAGCCGCUGUCGCUGCGCCUACCCGGAGGUCGUCCGCGCCCACCAUGCGGGCUCAGCUCUGGUUGCUGCAGCUGCUGCUACUCUGCGGGACCGCGCGCGCGCUCAGUCCCGCAACCCCCGCAGGUCACCAUGAAAGGCAAGGCUCUGCAUGGACUGCCAAGAGGACCAGGCAAGGCUGGAAUCGGAGGGUCCGAGAGAGCCCUGAGCAGGUGUUAAAGCCAGGCAAGACCCAGCUGAGCCAGGACCUGGGUGGAGACUCCCUGGCCAUCGACACACUUCCGGACAACAGGACUAGGGUGGUGGCUCUGUCUCUUUCCCUGCAGGAGGAUAACCAUAACUACUAUGUGUCCCGUGUCUAUGGCCCCGGUGAGCAACGAACCAGAGAUCUGUGGGUAGACCUGAGUGUAGCCAACCGGAGCCACGUGAAGGUCCACAGGAUCCUCUCAAGUUCUCACCGACAGGCUUCGAGAGUGGUCUUGUCCUUUGAUUUCCCUUUCUAUGGGCAUCCUUUGCGGCAGAUCACCAUAGCAACCGGAGGCUUCAUCUUCAUGGGGGACGUCCUCCACCGGAUGCUCACAGCUACUCAGUAUGUGGCACCCCUGAUGGCCAACUUCAACCCUGGCUACUCAGACAACUCCACAGUCGCUUACUUUGAUAAUGGGACCGUGUUUGUGGUUCAGUGGGACCACGUUUACCUCCAGGGCCGGGAAGACAGGGGUAGCUUCACCUUCCAGGCAGCCCUUCACCAAGAUGGCCGCAUUGUCUUUGGCUACAAAGAGAUCCCCAUGGCUGUCCUGGACAUCAGCUCUGCCCAGCACCCCGUCAAAGCAGGCCUGUCUGAUGCUUUCAUGAUUCUCAAUUCAUCGCCAGAGGUGCCAGAGUCUCGGAGACGGACCAUCUUCGAAUACCACCGUGUGGAACUGGACUCCAGCAAGAUCACCACCACCUCGGCCGUGGAGUUCACCCCAUUGCCAACCUGCCUCCAGCAUCAGAGUUGCGACUCUUGCAUGUCCUCGAACCUGACCUUCAACUGCAGCUGGUGCCAUGUCCUGCAGAGAUGUUCCAGUGGCUUUGACCGCUACCGCCAAGAAUGGCUGACCUACGGCUGUGCCCAGGAGGCAGAAGGCAAGACAUGCGAGGACUUCCAAGAUGAGGGCCACUACUCAGCCUCCCCCGACAGCUCCUUCGGCCCCUCUGAUGGCGGCUCCACCACCUCUUCCUCCCUCUUCAUCGACAGCCUCACCACAGAAGAUGACACCAAGUUGAAUCCCUAUGCAGAAGGAGACGGCCUUCCAGACAACUCGUCCCCAAAGACCAAGGGUCCGCCCGUGCACCUGGGCACCAUCGUGGGCAUCGUGCUAGCUGUGCUCCUGGUAGCGGCCAUCAUCCUGGCUGGGAUUUACAUCAGCGGCCACCCUAACUCCAAUGCCGCACUCUUCUUCAUCGAGCGGCGACCUCACCACUGGCCAGCCAUGAAGUUCCACAACCACCCCAACCACUCCACCUACACAGAGGUGGAGCCCUCCGGCCAUGAGAAGGAGGGCUUUGUGGAGGCAGAGCAGUGCUGAGAGCACCAGGCCAAAGACCUGGGGAUGGCGUGAAAGACAAGUCACAGCAAAGAGAAGCGAUUGUUCUCCCCUGGCCUCCUCUGCGCUGGUCCUGGGCCAGGAAGACAAAAUGACAGUUUAUGGUGCCAAAACUACAGUGUGGUCUUCAGGGUUCAGGAACACAACCGUGAAGGUUUCUUAAAGGAACACUAACCUCGCAGUUCCCUGUUUCAAUGGGAAGAGGCUUUGUUUUUCUGGGUCUCUCAUGGUCUGCAGCUAUCACGGAGCCUCUGCUCACUGGAGACAGCCUCCUGUGCGACCGCUGCUCACUGAAGCCCCCAUGGUGGUCUAGGGUCUAUAGACUCAAGCACUGGGCUUCCUAACGAUGGAGUCAGUGCACUGGGCUCCAAACUUUGUGGCUCUGGAAGCCUGAAGAAGGGGUCCCCUCCAUCUGAGAGAUCUUCUCCCUGAGGUAAGCCAAGUGAGAGGAGAGAGAAAUAACCUUGGAGGACUUGUAUUUUCUGGCCUUGGUCCUUUGCUUCAUUGUUUCUGCAAAGGCCAGGGGCCGACAUCAGAACACUGUAGCCUGCAGCUCAUUCCGCGCCCUGCCCUGCCCCUCAGUUUCCACCUUGCAAGCCGGUCUUGCAUGGUUGCCUGUAAUAAGUGGGACCCUUACUGUGCCAUGAGCCUGGUGCCUGCUUCACUCGUUGACCUGUUCUGUUGCCAAUGACAGUAGUUUCCUUCAAAGGGACGGACGAUUUAACUGGCUCCUAUUUUUCCUUAGAGGACUCAAAUUCUUGUAACCAUUAAAAACAAUUAGGGGGAUGGGCGUGGUGGUGCACGACUUUACUUCCCGAACUCAGGAAGCAGAGGCAGGCAGAUCUCUGAGAUCAAGGCCAGACUGGUCUACAGAGAGUUACACAGAGAGAGCCUGACUUGAAGAAACAAAACAAAUGGGGGGUGGGGGAGUUGAGGUUUCUUUGAGACACCCCUGCCUCAUUGGAUCCUGUUGAAGCAAGGCUGCUGUGAAGGUAGGGCGGAGAAAUCUGGUCUGGGAGGGAGGGGCCUUGACCUGGAAAGUUGCCUCCAUAUCUCUAGUUCUGCAUAGAGCUUUGCGAGCAGGGAGUUGUCCCCGCAUUCAGCCUGGUUUUAAGGGACUUCCCGUGGUGGGCCAGGGCUGCUUCGAAAGAACAAUGAAAAUCUAGAGCUCACCCUUUUCCCAAAGAAGCAUCAUCAGCAAAUAAAUAUGGCGUAGCCUCCA
Molecule: messenger RNA, 2846 nt
Organism: Rattus rattus (black rat)
Lineage: Eukaryota; Metazoa; Chordata; Mammalia; Rodentia; Muridae
Gene: Plxdc1
Product: plexin domain containing 1
Exons: 14
Coding region: 83-1606 (507 amino acids)
Source: RefSeq, a predicted model, not a curated record